This is a messenger RNA of Tuber aestivum (summer truffle), 4270 nucleotides long. NCBI's taxonomy places the organism in Eukaryota, Fungi, Ascomycota, Pezizomycetes, Pezizales, Tuberaceae. The record is from the annotation of a GenBank genome assembly.
GGAACCCUACUUUGACUCUAGAAAAUAGGAGGGAGAAAGAGAGUGUGGAGGAGCGAGAGAUAAAAACAGAGAAAAGGGGGGUUAGAAACGACAUCGAUUUAAGCUAUUAGCUUCGAACAGACCUCGGGGCUAUUGUACCCUUGAGCUAGCAAGGACGAAGUUUGCUCGUCCACGGGUCCAACGGUAUUUUAGUGCCGGUCUAUUUCGCCGACGAAGAAAGGUACAAGUUUAUCGCUGCAGGCGCCGCCGCUAUACUGCCCACGCGGAGAUCGUCUAGAAUUCGAUUGGGGUUUACUUUCUGAAGGGGUGCCAAAAGCUCUACUCUACAUUCGAGGUCUGGUCGAAAUUGCCGAAUUUUUGGUGACGGAUUGUUCAUCAAGCGGCCUUCUCGUUAGGUAGCAUACCCCCCCUCCCUCUCUCCCCCCAAGCUUUUUUUCUUCCACCGCCCCGCCAGUUCUGCCCGCCCCCCAUAUUCCUGCUGCCAAACUUCCACGCCCCCUUCGUUCUGGGAAAUCAAAGCAACUAUCGCAUGAAGUUGUCAGAUUGCAGAGCUCAGUUGCCAUGAUUGCUGUAUUUAGUCAACCUCCCGGCUGCUUGCUCACCUGAACAUCACUAUAGCUACCUCUUCCUACCCCUCGGGCACACUGAAGAGAGAAAAAGAGUUAAAGGGAGGGGAAUCGGACCGUGGAUGAUACAGGGAAUCCACCCGGGCUUUUUUGGAUUUAAACCUCAGGCCACCAAGCAACAGAACCUAAUACGGAGUUCGCCAAAACAAAGGCUGGCUCAGUACGACCCUAUCAGUUUGCCUCGUCCACUCUCCUGCCCGUGUAAUCGAGGGCUGAAAGACAUCAGAGAGUCGACAACUACUUUGUCCGUUGGGCCUUAAUAUUGGAGCACCGGAUUAUCUCGAAGGACCAAGUUUUUAUCCAUUGGCUGACAGUCCCUCCGGCGUAUAAGAAGGGCUUCCACCCCCUCCCACAUCGGACUGCAGGAACCAUUACGCACGAUUGCGUGUAUAUUCUUCAAACACCUUCAGCUCUUUCCAGGAGCUAAUACAUCCAGAGCCAAACCCAUUGGCUCAGCCUCCGUUCACUUUAUUCCCAAUUUCCAUCCACUCUCGGCCUUCCUCCCAUCGCUUCCCUUUUAUUCUUUUAUUUUUUCGUCUCAUUUUUUAAAUUUCCUUUUAAUCCAGGUGAGCUGGUGCCACGUUUCGUUCGAUAGCGCAACAGGGAGUGCAGAGGUCGGGCUGCUGAUAUUCGCUUCUAGAUCUUGUCCAAUUCCCUUCGGGCCGCAUCGUCGUCAUCUUCACUACUCUGGCCUUUCCUUUUCCUCCCCACAGCACGAUAUCACCCACAACAACAACGAUCAUGAACGAAGCUUCGACUUCAGGCUCGGUAGAACCGACCUUUGAGGGAUUCGUCGAGAGUACCAGAGAUGCCCUCCUCCUUUUCCAGGGUGUCAUCAACCAAGCCUUACCGAUGGUGCCUCGCCGUCCUCACGAACGGGAGAGAGAAUCAUUGAUAAGAUCCGGAGCCAUCUUCGUGUACGAAGAGAAUACAUCAGCGAUCAAGAGGUGGACUGACGGGAUUGCUUGGAGUCCGAGUCGGAUAAUUGGGAACUUUCUCAUUUAUCGAGAACUAAAGAAACCAUUCGCACCGGGGGAGAAGAAGCGCGCUACCAAGGUAGCCAAACGCAGACAGGCUUCCCAACAAAGAUAUUCCCGUGCCAGAAGCGAUGGAGGUGGAUCAAGCCCCGGGUCACACCAUUCUUCCCACUGCGGAUCGCUUUCUCCUCAGCCCCAUUCUUCGCCAGAGGAAGGCGAGAUGAGGGUCCCAGAUCUGGGGCCAGAUUUGGAGCGUAUGCUCGUGGGGUCUCUAGUCGAUUCAUAUGGGUUCAAGCCUGAUGGCUUGAUAAAAAAGACAAUUAGUGUUCAAUUCGGUCCCGGCACUUACCACAUGGUUUCCUACUAUAGAUUAUCUGACUUCGUCGACAGUCACCUAAAGAGGCCUACGCAGGACCCUCGAUGCUCUCGCUUGGCUAUUCAUCAAGACCUCGUCAACAAGCAAUCAUUCCGUCAGAUUGUUGAUUCCAGCGGUGUCGAGCUCUCGCAGCCAAGCGAAACUAGAUAUCCGAAUAGCCCUUCACUGCCCGACACACACCCCAGUCAAGUUAUUAGCCCUGCCUGCUCGGAUUACGGCUAUCAGCCUGGGGGAUACAAUCCCAUAGAGCAGCGGUACGACAACAGCGGAUACGCAAGUGCUCAAGAUAUCCCAUAUGCAUACUCGCCAAAUGGUCCUCGGGAAGGUAGUGGCUUUGGAGGAUUUGGGGGUCGAGUGGCUCGAAGACACCAAGGUUUUGGAAACCAAACGCCAGUUGGAUAUAACGUUAGCCCCAUGGGGACGGACGCCGGGACAUACUUCCCUCAUGCCCCAAGCACACACCCGAGUCCCAUCCACGCGAUUCCCACGGACUACGCCAGUACCACUAUGGGCGACAACAAUUUACCUAGAACAGCGGUUCAUUAUAGCCAUAAUACCAUCAACGGACCCGACAUGCGCCGACCAGCCCCAGCUCGUUAUAGUCCUACCGAGGUGGCCAACUUGCCCCGCACCCUCCCUGGUCACUACGGUCAUACAGCUACUGCUGGGGAUGGACUUCCUCGAACCCCGGCAGCUAAUUUCGGUGCCUCCAUUACUGAUGGAGGAUCACUCUCUCGGGCGUUCCAGCCCCGUGGAAGCCAAGGACUCGAGGACCCACGAUAUUCUCCUUCGAAUUCUCCUUGGGGUGAUAAUGGGCCGAAUAGUGGAUAUUACCAUCACCAGCAUCCACAGCCUCCUCACAGCCCAUUCAAUCCGGAUCAGGCCAAUGGGGGCGGUUAUGGCCACUGAUUCUAUCGAUAUACGAAGAGCAUAUUAUGGAUUGGUGCGGGGCGUUUGGGCGAUGCAAUUUUGAAAUUGAUAGAUGUUCGGUGUGACGAUACGGUUGGGAUGGCGUUUAUUUUCUGCAUUUUUAAAGGGAUUUCCUAUCUUGCCUCGGUAUUAUUAUUUUUUCAUUUUUUUCUUGAGAGCAGUCGGAGCAUUGGACUCUGAAAGUCACUGUGCUCUCAAAGAUUACUAUUCCCUUUGGGGGUCACAUUGAAGCGCUAAACCAAUCCUUUGGAGGUAUAACAUUGCUUCCUUUGCUGGUUCCUGGCGCCUAGUUUGUGGAUUCUGAAUUCCAUAAAAAGCUUUGGUUCUCGGAAUCACUAGACUUUCGAGUCGUCUCAGUUAUUUUUAUUUUUUUAUUUUUUUUUGCAUUCUUUGGUUCCAAAAGUGGAUCCUGUGUUGAUAAUUUUUUCAUUUCGUCCUCUUGAUUAAGGUUGGUGGGGGUUUGACAUCUGAAAAUGUUAACUAUCUUAACCUCGCAGUCAGAGUGGGAUUAGGUAACACUUGUUUCUUUUUUUUUUUUUUAGAAGCAUUUUCUCCCAAAAGUUUGGUUUUUUAGUUUCCGGUUGCAAUCCCAUGUGGGGGGCGGGGCGGGGCGGUGUUCUCCUUUCGUUUCUUUUUGUUGGAGGGACAAGUGGUAUUAAUACGCUCAUGACUGUCGUUUUUGUUGAGGCUGGGGAGCGAAAAUGAGGGCUGUCUGCAACCAUCUGGUGUUUGAUGGUAUACGUUGUGUAUGACUUAUCAUUAGCAGAGAGACUUAAGGAGUGAUGGGGUAUGUUUUGUAAAAAUCACACCUGGAGUCAGGCGAUGGGCCAAAAUUGUCAGCCGGAGGUUGCGGUUGAUGAGUUGUACUUGUGAUGUGAUAGCAGUAGCAGUGCGGUAGCUGUGGUGGUUACAUUCACUGCAAGUAGCCAUCAGGGUGAACUGGUUGGUGCAUAAAAAGUUUCCAGGGAACUCGAAGCAUGGCGGAGGCGAAACUUAUAUCUCCAGCGUUUGUACAGCAUUGAUGUUAAUUCGGCGUAGAUAUUGUGCGGGGAACGACAGGACCGGAAGCGCGAAUAAUGUUAUGUACUGUAUGCAAUGCAAUAUGAAUGUAUGUACACGAAAAGGGGCGUGAAGGAGGGAAGAGAGUCAGUAGGGAAGUAUAAGAGAUGUUACUCUGCCGUGGCUGUGGAGGAUUGUUGACUUAGAGGUGGAUGGAAGGCAACUAUGCAGGUAAUCAUGGUAGUUGUUUUUGGGUUGAGGGAAAAAAUGCUGUGCGCAAGGGAAAGUGCACAGGGGGGAGAGAGAAUAAUAAACUGGCCUUGGUAAUCUCGUAGUACAGUACAGUCCGUCUUAUGGCUGGC